GGCAACCCCUACUUUCACCUUUUCAACUCACGCCAAAUAUUCAAUGCUCUCUCUCUAUCUAAUUCUUCUGUGCUUCUUCUGGUCUCGAGCAGCUUCUCCAUCCUCUCCUCCUCCUCCUCCUCUCUCACUCCUCAUUUUCUCUCUCGCUUUCUCUCUUCCUGUUCCAGUCCUCCGACUUUCCCUUAGAUUUUUGAUAUUUUGUGUUAGUUUUUCGAAGAAGAUCGCUGUUUUAUUUUCGAUUUUUUGGGUGUGUGCGCGGGUGAUUCUUGAUCUCAAUCUCUGGAUCCUUAAACUCUAGGGUUUCUGAGCAUUAUGAGCUUGGAAUUAGGCGAUUAUGAACAAGAAAUAGCUUGAUUCUUUGUUACUUUCCGUGGAUAAGCUCGAGUCCGUUAUUGUACGGAGCUCUUUGAUUUGACGGGAGAGGAAGCCAAAAUCGAUUAUGUCUGAAACUAUAAUCCGACAAAGAAGAAGCUGUAAUUUAUGAUAAUUUCUUUCUGGUGUUUGGCCUGUGAUGAAAAUAUAGGGGAAGACGAGCUAAGGCGAGGAUUGAUCUUGUAUUUCAGGGCGGGAAGAAACAUAGAUCUGUUACAGUGACAGGAUUAAUGGUUUCUGCUGCUAUGGCUAUUCAGGAUCAGAAUGAAGAUGCUUGCACAGAAAAUGUUUUCUUGGCAGACAAUCGAAUUUCAUUUGAUUCUGGCCCUCAAUCUAUAACUGGUGGCCAGCUAAAAGAGCAAUUUAGUUCUGUGGAAGAUCAUGCUCCCAAGGUGAGGAAGCCAUACACAAUAACAAAACAAAGAGAAAGAUGGACUGAAGAAGAGCAUAAGAAGUUCCUUGAAGCUUUAAAACUAUAUGGCCGGGCUUGGCGGCGGAUUGAAGAACAUGUGGGCACAAAGACUGCAGUUCAGAUUCGGAGCCAUGCCCAAAAAUUUUUCUCUAAGGUUGUUCGCGAGUCAAGUGGCAGUAAUGCAAGCUCUGUCGAACCAAUUGAGAUUCCUCCUCCUCGUCCAAAACGAAAACCCGUACACCCUUAUCCUCGUAAACUGGUACAUCCGCUUAAAAAAGGAAUAUCAGUUUCCGAGCUGCCUGCUAGGUCUGCUUCUCCAAAUUUGUCAAUUUCAGAGCAGGAACACCAAUCUCCAACAUCAGUUUUAUCUGCAGUUGGUUCAGAUACACUGGGUUCUGCAGAUUCAAAUUCACCAAACAGGGGUGCGUCUCCUGUUUCAUCUGUUGCACAUGUCAACCCUAGCAGCCUGUUGCUUUCAGAACCAAACUCUUCACCAGAAGAAAAUGGAUCUCCAUCAUCAGUUCCAGAAGCUGCAGGUUCAGUACCUGAGGAUCAGGUUCUAGAGGAGUUUGAGUUGUUCCCAAAGGAAAAUGUUAUCACGAAAGAUGGUUUGGCUGAGGAGGAGUCAACCCGUUGCCUUAAGCUCUUUGGGAAGACUGUAUUAGUCACAGAUUGCCACAGACCAUCUUCUCCAGCUAUUGCAAAUUCCAAAUCAAUUAUUUCUGAAAUUAACGAGGCAAAACCUGUGCAUACAGUACCAUUGAAUCAUAUACCUGUAGAAUUCAGUGUGACAAAUGCUGAACAUGCGUGGAGGCACUUGCCAAAUGGAGCACUUGGAGCAGUGUAUUACACGCCAUUCCAGAAUGAAAGCUCAAAUUUGAAAGAAGCUGCUACUGCUGCUCCUCUGCCUUGGUGGACCUUUUGCGGACAUCCACCAUUUCCUUUUCUUCCAUUCCAUAAUCCAAAGUCAAUGGAAGCAUAUCCAGAGUCUAAUCAUGGGGUAGCAGAAGACGAUGAUGUUCAGAAGGAAGGAUCUUGGACUGGAUCGGACACAGGAUCAGUUUGUGAUGGGGAAAGUGGACAUAGAAAUUGGGAUUUAGAGACUAGUCACUCACUCUCUUAUGACAAGGUAAAAAAGGAGCCUGCCCCUGCUUGCCAGUCUAAACCGAGUGGGAAAUCAACCUCUGAGCAUAAAAUGAGCAGCCCGAUCAAGUGUAUGAAGGGGUUCGUGCCGUACAAAAGAUGUUUGGCCGAGAGAGAAACCCAAUCAUCUAUAAUAACUGGUGAAGAGAGAGAGGAGCAAAGAAUUCGGCUGUGCUUGUAGUGGCUUCUCAUUCGAAGCCCUGUAACUCGGUUGCCCCUUCAUUAGCAGUGAUGUUCUUUUAUAAUUUCAGGAACUAAUCGAGGUACAGUGAAAUGACAGACUAAUGGUUUCAGGUCCACAGCUGCCGGAUGAUUCAAAUGAGAAGAAAGAAAAUGGGGCUCUGAAGCAGCCAUUAGUGCAUCAUUGCAGAAUCUCAUCUAGUAUUCUCCUCCUUCCAACUGUUUAAAAUCCGCAAUUCCUCUCUCGCGGCUUUUAGAUCCUUGGGAUUGCUGUUGUAUUCCUUUUUAAUUUUAUUUCCUUUUUUUGGAACUGUGAAUUCCCUCCCUCCCUCCCUCCCUCCCUCUCUCUCUCACAUUUUGUUUCCUUUUUCCAUCCCGUGUAUUAACCCAAAACUAGCUUCUCUUUUUUUCAUGAUUAAAAUGUAUAAGCAAUUAACCUUAUGCAAA
Malania oleifera is the source of this 2554-nucleotide messenger RNA. Its product is annotated as protein LATE ELONGATED HYPOCOTYL. Lineage: Eukaryota; Viridiplantae; Streptophyta; Magnoliopsida; Santalales; Ximeniaceae. The coding region runs from base 603 to 2108 and encodes 501 amino acids. The transcript is spliced from 6 exons. The record is from RefSeq and is a predicted model, not a curated record. Gene Ontology annotation, molecular function: DNA binding.